GCAAAAGACGGUUUCCAAUUCGAGGCGCUCACCGAAAAUUUUGGGUUUGAUGACAUCGCUAUCCGAAACGAACGAGAAGCGCUCUUUUUUCCCUUCCUUCAAGAGCUUUUCCACUUGGAUUGUUAUCUUUCUUUAAAAAAUGGCCAAGCCAAUUUCCGCACGUGAAGCAUUUGAAUUGCACAAAUCGGCUGUGACCCGAGAUUUCAUUGCCAAACCACGUUUGGACUACCGCACAGUAACGGGUGUUAACGGUCCCUUGGUUAUUUUGGAUAAUGUCAAGUUUCCCAAAUUCUCUGAAAUUGUCGACAUUACAUUGCCUGAUGGAUCGGUCCGCGCUGGUCAGGUGCUUGAAGUUCAGGGCAAAAAGGCGGUGGUUCAGGUGUUUGAGGGCACCACCGGUAUUGAUGCCAAGCAAACCCACGUCAAGUUUUCCGGCAACACACUCCAGAUUCCCGUGUCUGAAGAUAUGUUGGGUCGUGUCUUCAACGGUUCCGGUAAACCCAUUGACAAGGGUCCCAAAGUGUUUGCUGACGAUUACUUGAGUGUCGAUGGCUCUCCCAUCAAUCCUUACUCGCGUAUCUAUCCAGAAGAAAUGAUUCAGACCGGUAUUUCAGCUAUUGAUACCAUGAACUCUAUUGCUCGUGGUCAGAAGAUCCCCAUUUUCUCAGCAGCCGGUCUUCCUCACAACGAGAUUGCCGCCCAGAUCUGUCGUCAGGCCGGCCUUGUCCAGAAACUCGCUCCCACCAAGGAUGUGCAUGACGGUCAUGAGGACAACUUCUCCAUCGUUUUCGGUGCUAUGGGUGUCAACAUGGAAACCGCUCGCUUCUUCAAACAAGAUUUCGAAGAAAACGGUUCCAUGGAACGUGUGACUCUGUUCUUGAACUUGGCCAACGAUCCUACAAUUGAACGUAUCAUUACACCUCGUUUGGCUUUGACCACCGCCGAAUAUUACGCUUACCAGCUUGAAAAGCACGUAUUGGUUAUCUUGACCGAUAUGAGUUCUUAUGCGGAUGCUUUGCGUGAAGUAUCGGCGGCUCGUGAAGAAGUGCCCGGUCGUCGUGGUUACCCCGGUUACAUGUACACGGAUUUGUCCACCAUUUACGAACGUGCCGGUCGUGUCGAAGGCCGUAACGGUUCCAUUACCCAGAUCCCUAUUUUGACCAUGCCCAACGAUGAUAUUACCCACCCUAUUCCCGAUUUGACGGGUUACAUUACGGAAGGACAGAUCUUUGUCGAUCGACAGUUGCAUAAUCGCCAGAUCUACCCACCCAUCAACGUCUUGCCUUCCUUAUCGCGUCUCAUGAAGUCCGCCAUUGGUGAGGGUAUGACCCGCAAGGAUCACGGUGAUGUGUCCAAUCAAUUGUAUGCCAAAUACGCUAUUGGUCGUGAUGCUGCUGCUAUGAAGGCUGUGGUUGGUGAGGAAGCUUUGAACCAGGAAGAUAAGCUGUCUUUGGAGUUCUUGGAAAAGUUUGAAAAGACUUUCAUUGCUCAGGGUCCUUACGAAUCCAGAACCAUUUACGAUUCACUUGAUCUUGCAUGGUCAUUACUUCGUAUCUUCCCCAAGGAAUUGUUGAACCGUAUCCCGCAAAAGGUAUUGGCUGAAUACUACCAGCGUGACCGCAAGACCAAACGUUCCAAGGGUGUCUUUGAUACCACCGAGGAACCUGAGGAAGAGUAAAAACGAGUGCAACGUCUCGAAAGGAUGUUAUUUUUUGUUUCCUUGACACUUUUCUUUUCUCAUCUUCUUUUCUUUUCCUCCUUCGUUUCUUAUUUUUUUUUCCCAAAUACCACAAUCACCUUUUUUUUUCCCUCCUUUUUGUUUUAUUGGAACAAGAAAAUAAACAGUAACUAGGAGACGCUCAA
Messenger RNA from Radiomyces spectabilis, 1863 nucleotides. Its product is annotated as V-type proton ATPase subunit B. The coding region runs from base 140 to 1678 and encodes 512 amino acids. Gene Ontology annotation, molecular function: ATP binding; proton-transporting ATPase activity, rotational mechanism. Lineage: Eukaryota; Fungi; Mucoromycota; Mucoromycetes; Mucorales; Radiomycetaceae. Gene Ontology annotation, cellular component: proton-transporting V-type ATPase, V1 domain. The record is from RefSeq and is a predicted model, not a curated record. The transcript has 8 exons. Gene Ontology annotation, biological process: proton transmembrane transport; ATP metabolic process.